Antechinus flavipes (yellow-footed antechinus) is the source of this 5968-nucleotide messenger RNA. Its product is annotated as zinc finger protein ZFP2-like. The coding region runs from base 2745 to 5075 and encodes 776 amino acids. Gene Ontology annotation, molecular function: DNA-binding transcription factor activity, RNA polymerase II-specific; RNA polymerase II cis-regulatory region sequence-specific DNA binding. The record is from RefSeq and is a predicted model, not a curated record. NCBI's taxonomy places the organism in Eukaryota, Metazoa, Chordata, Mammalia, Dasyuromorphia, Dasyuridae. Gene Ontology annotation, biological process: regulation of transcription by RNA polymerase II. The transcript is spliced from 6 exons.
GUUAAAACAAACUGUUCUCAUCCUCUCAUUCCACCAGAAGAAGGGAAGGAUUUAAUUCUCCCUGUUACAUAUUCAAUAAUCCCUCUACCUUGUCACUGUCAGGUACUGCACUCCUAUUCCCAUCCCAGAAUUCUGGUUUUUGCCCUGCAGGGGGGCCUGACCCUCAAGACUUGACACAAUGCCAUUUCCACAGGGUCUGUGGGAACAGUAACUCAAGACCUAAAAGUGUUUAUGUCUUAAUCCAGUCCAGUUAUGCCAUUGGUCCAGCACGUUAAGCCUUCCUUCUUAGGAGGGGGAUGGGGGUGAGGCUUCCAUUUGCAGAUGUCAUUUCCCUUAUUCUAAAAUUAACUACACUUUUGUUUCUGUCCUGACUCUUCUGCCUAUGUAGCCUGCUCUCUGUCUGCUCUGGCUACCUGCAGGCUGGAGGCCCAUUCCAGUCCAGCUAACAGCACUCACUAGCUGCGGGAUUCUGUAUAAGUCACUCAAUUUGAUUGCCUCCGUUUACUCAACUGUAAAAUGGAGAUAAUAACAGCACUCAUUGUAAAAUACUUAGCACAGGGCCUGGCAUGGAACAAGCAUUAUUUAUUUGUUAAUUAUUUGUGUUAUAUUGGCAUACAAUUUAAAUUAAUAAUUAAUAUUAUUAACAGACACCAACCUCUUGUGAAGAUCUAACGAGAUAACACAUGCAAAGAGUUCUGCAGAUCUUAAAGUGGCACUAAAGUAAACUGUUAUCUCCUUAUAUGAAAUCCUCAGUGGGUGAUAGAGGUUUUUUUUCCCUUUUUCUUUUUCUUUUUUCCCUCCGUUUGAUUUGAUUCGUGGUCCGAGUAGGUAGGAAGUUUAUUCCUUUCUUCUUUAGUAACAUUUUUUGUAAAUUUGGGGACUUUGAUGGCCUUGAUUUUUAUGGAUCCUUUGGACGUCUCCGGGUGUCUCGGGACGAUUCGCUUAUCUGUGAGUUGGACAGCUCCCUCUCCUGUGGUGCUUUCUGCACAACAGCCACCAGAACAGUGUGUCUUGUAGUCCCAUUUCUCAGAAGAAUUCAUUGAAGCCAUGGUGCUUUUCAGGGACUAAAUUUUGCGUUACGAGAUCAACAAUCCUCCGGGUAUAUAGCAAGUACUUUAGAUUGCUAAGGCACGCGAAAGAAAAGACGCUUGGGCAGUUUCCAUGGAGACACAAAUGGGGAGGGGGAGGAAAAAGAAUUCUGAUUGGUCGAGCUAAGUGAGGCCUCUAAUUGGGCGGGAAGCUUAGCUUCCGAUUGGCAGACGGAAGUGCGUCCUCCGAGUGGUGAAAGAGCAACACGUCUUCUGAUUGGCGGGAAAGUAGUUUGUGACAUUGUGUCUCUGAUUGACAGUUGUGACAUUAGCGCUCCUUCUCUGCCCUCUGAUCUGGUCUGGUGCUAGAAAGUUUGAAUGUAAUAGUUGUGCGGAUUCCGGCCAGCUUGUGACCCAGUCAGGAACUCCCCCGGACCCUGUGGGAAAUGGGAGCAGAAGGGAAGUUAAAGCGGCAGCAUGAAAGGGCUCGGCGGCGUGCGCGCAUGCGUACUUUCUCGCCUUCCUCGAGCGCGUUUGUGCGCAUGGCCUAAGUUUUCAGGACCGGAAGAGGUGCCGGGGCAGCGAGUCGCUACGUAUAUCCGCUGUGUCUCUCACCAUCCGCCUGGCCCGGUCCUGGAGGUCGGAGGUUAUCUCUGGGGCCGACAUCCCUUUGGAUAUCACCUGCGGGAUGAGCCUGCAGUCAUCGAAAUUAUUGUAUGAUUUUUGCAGAUGGAGGCGCUUGUAGUUCAGAGGAGAUAAAGCAUCUACUGAGUGUCAGCAUCCAAGCCCAGGGCUCCCCUGCUGCCCCUCCCCUACCGCCUCCUCCUCGGUAGAGAGAGAAUGAAGACAAAGGAUUGAAGAUUUUUUUUUCUUCUGCUUUACUUUAUAAACUGCUUUGGGAGAGAUGACAGGGUGUGUUGGCUCAGGGCUGGAAGUGACUGGCAGAGGUGACUGGGCCUUUCCUGGUGUUUUUGCUUUGGCUUAGGGGAUCUGGGGAGUCGAACACGAAGCCUGGGUCUUUUAGAAAUACUUUCCUUCCUCUGUUUGCCUGGGCUGCUUCUCACUAACAUGGCUAGCUUCCCAUUGCAUUCAGCUAUGUGCCCUCUUUAACAUCUAACAAAUCGAUAUUUUGUUUAUUUUACGUGAAAAAAUAUGACAUUCAUUUGGUCUUUAAUGCUAAUAUUAGACACUACGAUAAAUAUAACAUACAGAUUGAUUUUUAAUGGAAACUUUAAAAAAAAGUUUCAGCUCAGUGUAUGAAUUUGUGCAGCAACUUCGGGGUCCUUGAUUCAGGGCCCUGUUCCCCAUCCCCAGCUUUUCAUGUGUGCUUGUCCUUAGCCCAUUUGGAGUCUUCCUGCUCUACAAUGAGAGAAUGGGGACUAAGGGUCUUUGUGUUUUUCAGUGCCUGCAUUUGUUUGUGAAUGUUUAUAUCCCAUAGUUAGUGGACCCAAUUCUCAGUUCUCUUUUUACACCUUACUCUUGAAGUCUCUCUGAUGCACACCUUAUGGGCCCUUUGUCCAUCCCAAGAACUCACCACAGUUUUUCCAAGGUCCGUGGAUCAGCUGAGUAACUGAGGCUGCCGAAUCCAUUCUCCUGAUCUUUUCUUGCCCACAAUUCCUCAUUAGUAUUACACAGGUGCCCAUUUUGGGUCUGAAAAAGUUACCUCCCUUGUGGGUAUAGCUUUGAAUCUCUCAGUGAAAAGUCUCAACUGGAGAGAUGAUGCCUCUGAAAGAAGUAAUGAUUGUGUAUCCAGACCCCCAAAUUUCCACUACACAUGAUCAAGAUAGCAUCCCGGGAAUGACUGUCCCUUGGAUUCAGGAGACCAUCCAAGGAGAGCAGGAGUCUGACCUGGAGGCUUCUCGACAGCGCUUCAGGCUUUUUCGAUACCCAGAAGGGGCCGGGCCCCUUGAGGCCCUGAGCCAACUUCAGGCACUUUGUCUUCAAUGGCUGAGGCCAGACAUUCAUACAAAGGAGCAAAUCCUGGAGCUGCUGGUGCUGGAACAAUUCCUGGCCAUCCUGCCUGGGGACGUCAGGACUUGGGUGAAAUCACAAAGUCCAAAAACAAGCGAGGAGGUGGUGGCCUUGGUAGAGGAUUUGGCCCAAAUGGUAGAGGAAGGAGCUCUGCCUUCUGAGGAUUCUACACUGGUCCAAGAGGGCAACAUCGAGGAGGGGCAUAGCUCUGUAUUCUUGACAAGCAGAGCCCAGGAGGCACUGACAUUCCAGGAUGUAGCUGUGGACUUUACCUGGGAAGAAUGGGGGCAGCUGGACCCUGCUCAGCGAGAUCUGUACAGGGAUGUAAUGUUGGAGAACUAUCAAAACCUGAUCUCUCUGGGCCUUCCAGUUUCCAAACCAGACUUGAUCUCCCAACUGGAGCAAGGGGAAGAACCAUGGGCUCUGAAGAGAGAAGUUGCCAAAGCUUCCUGUCCAGAUUGGAGAACUAGACACAUGGCCAAGGAAUCAAAUUCAAAGCAAAAUAUCUCUGAUGAAAAGUCAUCCCAGGAAAGACUAACAGUGGAUGAUCCUGAGGAGUUGGUCAAGGAUUGGGAGUGUGAUGGCAAAUUUGAGAUGAAACAGCAGGGAAACUUAGAGAGAAAUUCAAGGAAAGCACUAACCAUACACCAGAAAACCUCUAAUACAGUGAAAGAAAUUACAUUUCGGAGAAAUUACAGUCCGGGAUCGAUCCUUGUGAGACAACAAGCUGUGCCUGUAGAAAAGAAUUUGUAUCAACAUGAUACACGUGAAAAGACCCUGAAAAAGUUGUCUGACCUAAUUAAACGUAAUAGAAUUGCCUCAGGGAAGGAAUCUUAUAAAUAUAGCAAAUGCAGUAAAGCUUUUAGUUACCAACCAGAUAUUACUCAGUAUCCUGAAGUACCUGUUGAAGAGAAAUCCUACACAUGUAAUGAAUAUGAAGAAGACUUAAAUCAAAGAGAAUAUCUGACUCAACAACAGAGAAGUCAUAUUGGAGAGAAGACCUAUAAUUAUGUUGAAUGUAGGAACAUCUUCAGCCAAAUGGCAUAUCUUACUAACCAGGAGACAAUUGAUACUGGAGAGAAAUCUUAUAAAUACAGUGACACUGGGAAAACCUCUGAUGGCUCAUCUCUUACUAAACCUCAGAGGAUUCAUACAGGAGAAAAAUCCUAUAAAUGUGAUGAGUGUGUGAAAGUUUUCAGUAACCAGUCGUCUCUUAUUCACCAUCAGAGAGUUCACACUAGGAAAAAAUCCUAUAAAUAUGAUAAAUGUGGGCAAGCCUUCAGUCAAAAUUCAUCCCUUUCUGAACAUGAAAGAAAUGUAGGAGAGAAAAAUUACACUUAUAAUGAUCAUGGGAAAUCCUUCAGCCAGAGAGGCCGUCUUAGUAAACAGAGAAUUAAUACUGGAAAAAGCCCAUAUAGAUGUAAUGUAUGUGGAAAAGCCUUUAGCACUAGUUCAUCUUUUAUCCAGCAUCAGGUCUCCCAUGUUGGAUCUAAUCCUAAAUGUAAUACAGUUGGAAAUGCUUUUGGACCAACCACUAGCCUUAUUAAGCAUCAGAAACGUGUUAAAGGAGAAAAGCCUUAUCAUUGUGAUGAAUGUGGGAAAACAUUUAGCCAAGGUAGGUGCCUUAUUCAACAUCAGAGAAUUCAUACCGGAGAAAAACCUUAUAUAUGUAAUAUAUGUGAGAAGGCCUUUACCCAAAGGGGAAAUCUUAUUAAACAUAAGAGAAUUCACACAGGAGAGAAACCCUAUAAGUGUAAUGAAUGUGGACAAGCCUUCAGCCAGAGUUCAUCCCUUACUGAACAUCAAAGAAUUCAUACUGGUGAGAAACCCUAUCAUUGUAAUGUAUGUGGAAGAGCUUUUGGUCAAGGAAGGAGUCUUACUCAACAUCAGCGAAUUCAUACUGGAGAGAAACCCUAUAAAUGUACUAAGUGUGGUAGAGCCUUUAGUCAGGGUAGAAAUCUUACCAGACAUUGGAGAAUCCAUACUGGAGAGAAACCCUUUAAGUGUAAUGAAUGUGGGAAAGCUUUUAAUCAGAGGGAGCAUCUUACUAAGCAUCAUAGAUUUCAUACUGGAUAAAGCUAUUUUAAAUAUAGUAGAAAAGUCUUCAUCUAAGUAUAAACUUUAUAAAAUGCCCACAAAUGAAUACUAGAAAAUCAGUACUUACAAAUGUAUUGACAUAGGAAUACCUUCAGCCAGAAUUCAUAACUUACCGAAUAUCAAAUAAUUCAUCAAAUGAAUUUAGUUUUUAAGUUUAAUGAAUGUGAAAAAAAUUUUAGUCAAUUUUAGAAACUUUUAUACUUACUGAACAUCAAAUAAUUGAAAAAUGGAAUUUAGUUUUUAAAUUUAAUAAGUAUAGCCCUCCCAAAACAAUUCCCCAAACCUUUAGUCAAACUAUAGAAUCCCUGUUAACAUCAGAAAAUAUAUGCUAAAGAGAAACUAUAUAUAUAGUGAAUAUGGAAAGGAUAUCAGUUUCAGACCAUCCUUUACUAUAAAUUGACAUUCAUAAGAGCGAAAAGCAUAAAUGAAAUUACUAUAAAGCCAGUUGUGUUUUAAGUCCUCAUAAUAGGCUUCAAAUUAGAGUAAUUCUGUAUGUACCCACAGUUCUUGCUUUAUAUAAAUAGAACAUUCCACAGACCUCUAUGUAAAGUGAUUUUUUUCAUUAUUUAAUAUUUUUUUCUAGUUAUGUAUAAAACAAUUUGUAAUAUUUGUUUUUAAAACUUUGAAUUCUAGAUCUCUUUAUUUCUUUCUCCCCACCCCUCUCCUACUGAGAAGGCACAUGUGAAGUUAUGCUGAACAUUUCCAUAAAAGUAAUGGGAAAGAAAACGUAGAUUUCCUCCCUGUCCCUUGGGAAAAAAACCCUCAAAAACUAAAGUUUUAAAAAUAUGCUUCAAUCCAUAUUCAGACAUAAAUCCUUUCUUUGGAUAUGGAAAGUAUUUUCAUUAUAUUUCAUUAUUCCUUCAGAAUAGUGU